Molecule: messenger RNA, 1572 nt
Organism: Saccharomycodes ludwigii
Lineage: Eukaryota; Fungi; Ascomycota; Saccharomycetes; Saccharomycodales; Saccharomycodaceae
Exons: 1
Coding region: 1-1572 (523 amino acids)
Biological process (GO): biosynthetic process
Molecular function (GO): pyridoxal phosphate binding; L-alanine:2-oxoglutarate transaminase activity
Source: RefSeq, a predicted model, not a curated record
AUGUCUUUCAACAUGUUAUCCACAUUAAGGUCUAAUAGAUCAAUUAUAACUCAAAUAUCCUUAAACAUGGCUAGAUCAUUAACUUCUACCACUACUUUAAGAUUAUCUACUAAAGCCCCAAUUGGCACCAGAUUAUGCAUAGAAGAUGUCAAUGAAAAUGUUUUAAAAGCCAAGUAUGCUGUUAGAGGCCCAAUACCUCAAAGAGCCGAAGAAUUAAAGGCUGAAUUAUCUCGUUCUGAUAAUAAAUUACCAUUCAAGGAAAUUAUUAAUGCCAAUAUAGGUAAUCCCCAACAAUUGGGUCAAAAACCGUUGACUUUUUACAGAGAAGUAUUGAGCUUGUUACAAUACCCUGAACUGAUCAAAACCAAAGCCGAAUAUGUUAAGAAGGUUUUUUCUCAAGAUUCUAUCGAAAGAGCCGAAAGCUUGUUAAGGCAAGUUGGUUCGAGUGUGGGUGCCUAUUCUAGUUCGCAAGGUGUACAAGGUUUCCGUGAAACUGUUGCAGAAUUUAUUACCAAGAGAGAUGGUGAAAAAGCCUACGCUGAUGAUAUAUUUUUAACUGGUGGUGCUUCAGCUGCUGUUACUUAUAUUCUAGAUAUACUCUGCAAAAACGAUAAAAGUGGUGUUUUGAUCCCAAUACCACAAUAUCCGUUAUACACUGCAACAUUAGCUUUGAACAACGCUCACGCUUUGCCAUAUUAUUUGAACGAAGAAGAUGGUUGGUCUUUGGAUGUUGAAGAAUUAGAAAACGUUAUUUUGGAUUCUAUCAACAAGGGUAUUAAGCCAACUUGCCUGGUUGUUAUUAAUCCAGGUAACCCAACUGGUGCUGUUCUAAAGCCAGAAAUUAUGGAAAAUAUUAUUUUAUUGGCUGCUAAAUACGGGUUGGUGAUUAUUAGUGAUGAAGUCUACCAAGAAAAUGUCUUUUUUGGCAAGUUCCACUCAAUGAAACAAGUCUUACGUCAACUGCAAAAAAAGACAAAACAGAAUGCUUACGACCACGUUCAAUUGGCCUCAUUGCACUCUACUUCCAAAGGUGUUUCUGGUGAAUGUGGGCAAAGAGGUGGAUAUAUGGAGUUAGUUGGCUUUUCUGAUGAGAUUAAGCAAGUUUUUUUGAAGUUAUCAUCUAUUUCAUUAUGUCCUGUUGUUACUGGUCAAGCUUUGGUUGAUUUAAUGGUUUCUCCACCCAAAAAGGGGGAUUUAUCCUACGAAAAUGAUCAAAAAGAGCGUGCUGAUAUAUACAAUGCUUUGAAGACUCGUAGUUCUAAACUAUGGGAAACUUUUAACAAUUUAGAAGGGAUUAGUUGUCAAAGACCUGAGGGUGCUAUGUAUUUAUUUCCUAAAAUCGAUAUCCCACCUAAAGCUAUCAAGGCUGCACAUGAUUUGAACAUGACUCCAGAUGAAUUUUAUUGUAAAGAAUUAUUGGAAAACACCGGUAUUUGUACUGUUCCUGGUAGUGGGUUUGGUCAAGUCCCAAACACUUAUCACUUAAGAACUACUUUCUUAGCUCCAGGUACAGAAUGGAUUAAGAGCUGGGAAACAUUCCAUAAAAAUUUUUAUAACAAAUACAGAGAUUGA